Oldenlandia corymbosa var. corymbosa is the source of this 1514-nucleotide messenger RNA. NCBI's taxonomy places the organism in Eukaryota, Viridiplantae, Streptophyta, Magnoliopsida, Gentianales, Rubiaceae. The record is from the annotation of a GenBank genome assembly.
CGAAUAUGGAAACAUCACACAUUUUCUGGUCCCUAAUUCUAGUCAUAUUCUCAACUUUCUGUCUUUCUCUUCAUCACAAGCUCAAGAGUACUAAUGUUAAUAGAAACAAGUCCUCCAGCACAGCUAGCGCAGAUGAAGAACAGCUCCGGCUUCCUCCAGGAAGAACUGGAUUUCCUCUCAUCGGCGAAACUUUGGAUUAUUACUUGAAUUCUCGAAAAGGGACUCACUUUAAGUUCGUAAUGGAUCGAAUGGAGGAAUUCUCAACCAAGAUUUUCAGGACAUCGUUGCUUGGACAGAAAAUGGUGAUACUUGGUACUGUCGAAGGAAACAAGUUUCUGUUUUCGAACGAGAACAGUUUGUUUCAAGUAUGGUGGCCUAAAAUGACUGACAAGAUCUUCCCAAAGUCCGAUGAUCAGCCUACGCAGGUGCAUGCGAAAAGGCUUCGCUAUAUGAUCUCGCCAUUGAUUCAGAAAGUCGAUGGACUUCGCGAAUGCAUUGGGAUCAUGGAUGAUGUAAUGAAACGACAUCUGGAAAUAUAUUGGAAAGGCAAAGAUGAGGUGAAAGCCGCGGCAUUGGUAAAGAAAUACACAUUGUCUUUGGGAUGCAAUAUUUUCUUAGGCAUCAAUGACCAAAACGAAAUCGAUGAAAUUGUGACGGGAAUUGAUGAUAUAGAAGCAGCAUUUUUCGCAGUGCCAAUCAACCUGCCAGGUACAACAUUGAGUCGUGGACUCAAAGCUUCUAAAGUUAUGCGUUCAAAAAUUGAGGCAAUCAUUAGGCACAAAAGGAUCCAUCUUGGGUCAAAGAAGGAUUCUGUUCCAGUACAAACAAUCGUGAAGGACUUCAUCUCACACAUGCUUUCUUUCGAAGAUGAGAAUGGCCAACUCCUAAAGGAAGAAGACAUUGCCAGCCAUUUGGUUGGUUUAAUUGAGGUUGGCUAUACAUAUCUCCACUCCACACUUACAAUGCUCAUUAAGAUCCUUGCUGACCAUCCUCAAGUGUAUGAUUCCGUCCUCAAAGAACAAAAAGAAAUAGCAAGUUCAAAGGAUUCAAGUGGCAGACUUAAAUGGGAGGACUUCAGGAAGAUGAAAUAUUCAUGGAAUGUUAUUUGCGAAGUAUUUCGACUAUGCUCACCAGGGGUUGGCGGUUUUAGAGAAACUCUUACUGAUGUAAAGUAUGACGGGUACACUAUUCCAAAAGGCUGGAAGGUUCACUGGCUUUUACAUUCAACGCAUGGUAAUCCUGAAUAUUUUCAAGAACCUGAAAAGUUUGAUCCAUCAAGGUUCGAGGGAGAUGGCCCGAGUCCUUACACAUUUAUUCCUUUUGGUGGAGGAUCACGAAUGUGUCCUGGAAAUGAAUAUGCAAGGCUUGCAAUACUGAGUUUUGUGCAUUACCUUGUGAAUGACUACAAGUGGGAACAAAUCAUUCCAAAUGAAAAAAUUUCAUAUUUUCCGGUUCAAGUUCCAGUUCAAGGGCUUCCUAUUCGCCUCUAUCAUCACAAAUCAAACUUGAAAUAG